AUGGGCAGGGCAGAUCAUCGUGCUCGGCCCAGUUCGUCUCCAGCAACUAGGCAUUUGGAUAAUAAGAUUAGGGAUUCAAAUAGCAGCAGCGUCGCGGGUUUCAGGUCGGCAUGGAUCGACACCGGUGUCUCCGCUGUCAACUGGAGGGGGGGGGAUUCAUACUCUGUUAGAGUAUCUGAAGCUGCACAUAUUGGCUUGGGUUCUCAGACUUCGGGUUUGAACGCUGGGCAGGCUGCUUUGGGAUUGUACCCUAAUGCUUGGACAUCUCGGAAGGAUGCGACAUUAAGUGCUCUGGAGCCUGUACAAUCGGCAUGGUCUGAGCAAACUGCCGCCUCAAAGUUGGCUCAUGCUAGUGCUCUUGAAAAGGUUUCUUCGGGUCGAUGGCAGUCAAAGCAGUCCCUUCAAGCUCAGAAAGAUAUCAAAUUUAGUAAACAUUCGGAAGUGGAAAAUGGUUUGCCCUCCCAGGGUUAUGGUGAUAAGAUGUACAGCAGAAUGAGUUUUGCCGGUGGUAGGGAGUAUUCGGAUGUAACAUUGGCAAGGAGUGUAGAAAAGGGAUUGAAUAUUGGCGAAGGAAUUCACGGUGGUGGUAGAAAGGAGUUACCCAACUAUGAGAGGAACCAUAGUCUUAAUUAUUUGGUCCAUGGUGAAAGAGUUCGGUCGACUCAUUCAGAUGGAAAACUCGGUGGUUAUGAAUUGCUGUUACAACCUCGGACCAAGCCAUUAGAUGGUCCAAAAUCACCUGUUGUUGAACCUAAGCAGGGGCACCACCGGCAGAGUGAACCUGUCCUUACUCAUGCUGGAAUCGGUAACAAUGCACAUGGCCGUGUGUAUACUUCAAAACCCGGUCUAGCUGGUAGUGAGAGUUGGAACCAAACAGUGGAUCGUCCAAAGCCUAAUUUAAAGCCACGUUCGCAUCUCAUCGAACUAUUGGAAGGGCACAUCGAGAAGGAAGGGUCAGCAUGUUUCUCAACUUUGACUUAGUGUUGCUCUGUAGAUGUGUAUCACGGUCUUAUGCGCAAUGGAAAGAGGAGGAAUUUAUUGCUGGUUCACUUCUCAGGUUCUGAAGGAGAGAGGGAUCGACGACAGCAAUCAUGAGCCAGUUCAACAUCUUGAGAGGUAUUAAUUUCCUGUAUUUAAUGCAUUCUAGGACAUUUUGCGUUUCUCUUUACGGAUUUGUUCACCAAUUUGCCGAAACUUUAAUAUUAGCAUGUCGUUACUGUUACCCGAAGGGCCAAACAUAAUGUUCCGAGGACUGGAAAAGUUGUCAUCCAAGCAGCUCUUCCCCAUGGUGAGAAAGUCGAGAAUCAUCCUGUUGAUCAGAGAGGUGGAAGAAAACUUGAGAGGAAUCAUCACGUUGACAACGAGAGAGUUGAUAUGCAGAGGAGGAACUGGCGAAAUGGCGGGAAACUGAAAGGCAGCAGCAGCAGCCAGCAAAGGAGAGGCAGCCUUCACCCGAGACCUGGCGUAAGCCUGCAGUGAAUACUAAACCAGUAUCUACUCAAGCGGCCGGGGUACGCUACGGAAAACUUACAUCGGCUGUGGAGCUCGCGCAAGCGUUUUCGAGAUCAUUCUCUGAUCAGAAGAUAGAUGAUGAAUAUGGUGG
Molecule: messenger RNA, 1603 nt
Organism: Hibiscus syriacus
Lineage: Eukaryota; Viridiplantae; Streptophyta; Magnoliopsida; Malvales; Malvaceae
Exons: 4
Coding region: 1-981 (326 amino acids)
Molecular function (GO): translation initiation factor activity; mRNA binding
Source: RefSeq, a predicted model, not a curated record